This is a messenger RNA of Ostreobium quekettii, 1974 nucleotides long. Lineage: Eukaryota; Viridiplantae; Chlorophyta; Ulvophyceae; Bryopsidales; Ostreobiaceae. The record is from the annotation of a GenBank genome assembly.
AUGGCCAGCGCCACGGCCGGCUCCACAUCUUCGGCCGUCGCCAAUGGGGGCUCCGACAGCAACGUCCAGGCAUCGGCCGUGGCCGUCUCCCAGGGCGGCUCGUCCUUCGCCGCUUCCAGCGCAUCGUCUGAGGCGCUCAAGCAGGUGGAGGACGCCUUUGCCGAGGCGGUGCUGCGAGUGAUCCCCAAGACAGAAGGAAAGAGCUGUGAAGAUGUCAUUGACGUCGUGUCCCUCGAGGUCGAGGCGACAGGGCUGGCCAUUGCGAGCGCCUACGCUGACGCCUUUGGUCAGGUGGGAUUUGCUAGGGUUGAACUUGAAGGCGAGGGCAGCGCAUGCGCCGAGGCCUCAGCCACGUCAAGUUCUACCGCGGAAUCUUUUGCCGCCAUCGUUGCCGGUGUGCUGUUCAACGCUCUCAGUGAAGAACAAGAACACCUGGACAGUGUCGAGGAUCUCACUGUCAUAAUCUCGGAAGCGUUCGCCUCGGCCUUUGUGGACGCCUACACGUCCGUUUGCACCACAGGCGGUUACGGUCAGGCGCAGCAGCUGUCCUUCGCGGAGGCCAUGGCGACCCCCAUCGCGCGCGCCUUUGUCUUCGCCAUCUCCGGAGUCGGCUGUCUGGAUGUAUACGACACCGAUCUUGAGGAGAGCGCCACUGAGGGAGAUGUGUCUGAGGAAGUUUCGCAGUCCACUGUGACGGAAUCGACCUCCUUCAUCGAGGGAAAAGGGUCAUCCACGAGCGCCGGCGCCGCCGAAUCAGCGGCGGGGAGCGCGGCUGAGGCCGACGCUGCAAAGUCUGAAUCCACGGCGCAGUCCGUCUCGGACAGUGCCGACGGGAGCUCCGAAGCGACGGCCAAUGCCGACAGCGUGUCCGGCCUGGCUCAGUCGUCUGCUUUGGCGACCACAGAGGUAAUUGUCGAGGUGGAGCGCUUGGUGGACGUUGCCUUGGGUGAAGCGCUUGCAAAGUACGACGGCAUGCCUUGCGAGGAGAUCUUGGAGACCGUUUCCGAGGGCGCGCAAGCCCACGCCGCAGCGGUGGCCAGCGCCUACGCCGUCUCCUUCGGAGAGGUGUUUGUGGAGGGAGACGGCUCCGCCUGUGCCCAGGCUUCCAGCAGCGCGACCGCCGAGGCAGACGCCUUUGCCAAGGCCGUGGCAAGCGUCCUCCUCCGCACGUACAACGGAACGAGCGAGGAGCGCGUGGAGUCCAUCCUGUCCACCGCCACCGCCGACGCGUUCGCCGACGCCUACGCCUCCGUAUGCACCGGGGAAGGCUACGGCGCUGCGGAGCAGGCGUCUUUUGCUGAGGCAGUUGCCGAAGCCUUGGCCAAGUCGUUUGUCUUCGCUGCUGGCGGCGAAGAGUGCCUUGAGGCGUAUUCUGAAGCAUCUGGACAGGGUUUUACGUUUACAGAAUCCACAUCCACCACAGUGGUGGACGGGCUGGGUGAGGCGGAGGCCGCCGGACUGGCGACUGCCGCCACCGGGGGACAUGCGGAGGGCGAGGGCGCCUCGGCCGACUCCAGCGCUGCGUCGGUGUCGGACAGCCUUGAUGGAAAUGUGGACGCCGUCUCGAGCGCGACGUCCACGGAGGGAUCAGCUUCUGCAGCCGCCGUGGCAGUGGCAGAGGUCAUCGUGCGGGCAGCCAGCGGCGUGGCGGCUGCCCUGGAGGACGUCGCCCUGUCGGGGCUGAGCUGCCCCGACGCACUGAAGCAGGUGCACGACGAGAUCCUGGAGUCGUCCCAGUCGUUCGCCAGCAACUAUGCCUCCGCUCUCGCCGAGGCCUCCGUGGACGGCAAGGGCAACGCCUGCGCCGAGGCCGCAGGGUCAGCCCAGGCCGCCGCCAGCGGCUUUGCAUCCGUUCUCAUUGAAGUCAUAUUGGACAAGACAGGUGACAAUCUGAUGGGCGACGGCGAAGAGAAGGAGGUGCAGAGUCUGGUGGAAGCUGGUGCGGCCAAGGCAUUCUCAGACGCCUUUGCCACG